This is a messenger RNA of Aspergillus clavatus NRRL 1, 2334 nucleotides long. It is a transcript of the gene lysF, whose product is annotated as homoaconitase LysF. The record is from RefSeq and is a predicted model, not a curated record. The transcript has 5 exons. Gene Ontology annotation, biological process: L-lysine biosynthetic process. NCBI's taxonomy places the organism in Eukaryota, Fungi, Ascomycota, Eurotiomycetes, Eurotiales, Aspergillaceae. Gene Ontology annotation, molecular function: homoaconitate hydratase activity; 4 iron, 4 sulfur cluster binding. Bases 1 to 2334 code for a protein of 777 amino acids.
AUGCUUAAACGCACCGGAUCUUUGCUGCUUCGGUGCAGGGCAUCACGCGCCCCGGUUAUCGGUCGGCCCUUGAUCGCAGUCUCGACCUCAUCUGCUCCCCGGUCUUUGCCUCGCUCUCGUCCCUUUCUCACUACCUCCCGUCUCCGGAACGCUGAAGCCUCUUCCUCCGCAACAACCCAAACCCCGGUCUCGCCUUCGACCCGGCCUUCGCCCGAUGCCGCUCCCCGCGUACCCCAGACUCUUACCGAGAAGAUUGUACAAGCAUACUCUCUGGGCCUGAAGGAUGGUCAAUAUGUCAAGGCCGGCGACUACGUGAUGCUGAGCCCCCAUCGUUGCAUGACGCACGACAACUCAUGGCCUACCGCACUUAAAUUCAUGGCCAUUGGCGCCUCUAAGAUCCAUAACCCCGACCAGAUUGUCAUGACCCUCGACCACGAUGUCCAGAACAAGAGCGAGAAAAACCUCAAGAAGUAUGAACAGAUCGAGCAGUUUGCCGACAAGCAUGGGGUGGACUUCUACCCCGCCGGUCACGGUGUUGGUCACCAGAUCAUGAUUGAGGAGGGUUAUGCCUUCCCUGGCACGGUUACCGUGGCCAGUGACAGUCACUCCAACAUGUACGGUGGUGUGGGAUGUCUGGGGACCCCCAUGGUCCGCACCGAUGCCGCCACCAUCUGGGCUACCGGCCGUACCUGGUGGAAGGUUCCCCCCAUCGCCAAGGUUCAGUUCACCGGCACCCUGCCUGAGGGUGUCACUGGUAAGGACGUCAUCGUUGCUCUGUCGGGUCUCUUCAACAAGGACGAGGUGCUCAACUACGCCAUUGAGUUCACUGGCUCAGAGGAGACCAUGAAGAGUCUCUCGGUCGACACUCGUCUGACCAUUGCCAACAUGACUACCGAGUGGGGUGCGUUGACUGGUCUGUUCCCCAUCGAUUCGACUCUGGAACAAUGGCUACGCAACAAGGCCACCACGGCAAGCCGCUCGGAGACCGCGCGACGAUUUGCCGAGGAGCGCAUCAACGAAUUGUUCGCUAACCCCACCGUUGCGGACCGGGGCGCCAAGUAUGCCAAGUAUCUGUACCUGGAUCUGUCAACCCUCUCCCCUUACGUUUCGGGACCCAACUCGGUCAAGGUUGCCACUCCCGUCGACGAAUUAGCGCAGCAGAAGUUGAAGGUCAACAAGGCCUACCUGGUUUCUUGCACCAACUCGAGAGCGUCGGAUAUUGCGGCCGCGGCCAAGGUGUUCAAGGACGCUGCGGCGAGGACCGGUGGUCCAGUGAAGAUUGCCGAGGGUGUCGAGUUCUACGUUGCCGCGGCCUCCAAGGCUGAGCAGAAGAUUGCAGUGCAGGCUGGCGACUGGCAGGCGCUGUUGGAUGCCGGCGCUAUUGCCCUUCCUGCGGGCUGCGCCGUCUGCAUCGGUCUGGGUGCUGGUCUUCUCAAAGACGGCGAGAUUGGUAUUUCCGCCAGCAAUCGGAACUUCAAGGGUAGAAUGGGUUCGCCGGAUGCCAAGGCUUAUCUGGCCAGCCCCGAGGUCGUUGCCGCCAGUGCCCUGAACGGUAUCAUCAGUGGCCCCGGUAUCUACAAGCGUCCCGAGGACUGGUCCGGCGUCUCGCUAGGAGAAGGCGAGGUCGUUGAGUCUGGCAACCGCAUCGACACGACUCUGGAGACCAUGGAGAAGUUCCUUGGACAGUUGGACAGCAUGAUCGAGUCGUCCAGCAAGGCUGUGAUGCCGGAAGAGUCGACCAGCGAAACCACUGAAAUCGACAUUGUCCCUGGCUUCCCGGAGAAGGUCGAGGGCGAGAUCCUCUUCCUCGAUGCCGACAACAUCAGCACUGAUGGCAUCUACCCUGGCAAAUAUACCUACCAAGACGAUGUCAGCAAGGAGAAGAUGGCGCAGGUCUGCAUGGAGAACUACGAUCCAGCCUUUAACAACGUUGCCCGCGCUGGCGACAUCUUCGUCUCCGGCUUCAACUUCGGCUGCGGCUCCUCCCGCGAGCAGGCCGCCACCUCCAUCCUCGCCAAGCAACUCCCUCUGGUCGUCUGCGGCAGCAUCGGCAACACCUUCAGCCGCAACGCCGUCAACAACGCCCUCCCGCUCCUCGAGAUGCCCCGCCUCGUCGAGCGCCUCCGCGAGGCCUUCGGCAACGACAAGCAGCCCACCCGCCGCACCGGCUGGUCUUUCACCUGGAACGUGCGCACCUCGCAGGUCACCGUCCAGGAGGGACCCGGCGGCGAGACCUGGACGCAGAGCGUGCCUGCUCUCCCUCCGAACCUGCAGGACAUCAUCGCACAGGGCGGCCUGGAGAAGUGGGUGAAGAAGGAGAUCUCCAAGGCGUAG